AUGGUUCAACUCUUCCGCGCGCUUCUCAACGUCGGGCUCCUGGCCACCGCAUCCGCACAAAAGCCAUGGAAAGUCAUUGUUGGUAACGAGACCGGCGCGGCGCUCUUCGACCCUGUAUCUCUGGAUGGCGUCUCUUCGGGCGACACAGUGACUUUCAUCUUCAGUCCCAAAAACCACUCGGUCACCCAGUCGAGCUUCGCCGAGCCUUGUCGACCGUUGCCCAAUGGCUUCGAUACUGGGUUCGCACACCCGGUGGCUAUUGGGGCACCACUUGCCGACCGCCCGACGUUCACUUACACCAUGAACGGCACGGGACCAGUAUGGGUUUAUUGUCGCCAAGCCCAAUUCACCGCUCAAAGCCACUGUGGACAGGACAUGGUCUUUGCCAUCAACCCAGAUGCGCCUGGUACUGGUGCCAACCGCACACUGGAUGCCUUCCGGAACAAUGCGAUAGCAGAGGCUUGGUCCGACUUGCUCUACGGCAACGUCACGACCUCCAACGGAACUUCCACGACCGCAACUGCAUCGACGAGUGGAGCACAGCCAACGCAGAGCGGAUCGUACGACGCUCCGCAAGCCGAUUCACUCGCUGCCGCCGCCGUCUCUGGCGACGACAGCUCGAGCGGAGACUGGAGUGCCCUCCUUGACAAACUGAACAGCCUUGCGCCGGUCGUUUUCGGCCUGCUUGGCGGCAUACUCGUUCUUCUGCUUGCCAUUUUGGGCGUGGGCAUCACCUUGUGUUUGCGGCGUGGCGCAAGUGCGGGCGCUGCCCGUCAGAUCAGCCCUAACUACGCCCCUGUUCGUCGGCAGGACCGUGUGGACUUCCCGGAGGGCGAUCGGUACUCGGACAACGCGCUCAAGUAUAGCGAUGCGUGA
Molecule: messenger RNA, 876 nt
Organism: Peniophora sp. CBMAI 1063
Lineage: Eukaryota; Fungi; Basidiomycota; Agaricomycetes; Russulales; Peniophoraceae
Source: the annotation of a GenBank genome assembly